This is a messenger RNA of Daphnia carinata, 2296 nucleotides long. Its product is annotated as putative ankyrin repeat protein RF_0381. The record is from RefSeq and is a predicted model, not a curated record. Gene Ontology annotation, molecular function: protein binding; ATP binding; protein kinase activity. Bases 96 to 2186 code for a protein of 696 amino acids. The transcript has 4 exons. NCBI's taxonomy places the organism in Eukaryota, Metazoa, Arthropoda, Branchiopoda, Diplostraca, Daphniidae. Gene Ontology annotation, biological process: protein phosphorylation.
AGUGAGGGUUGCUAACUGUUUUAAAAACCGGUAUUUUACAAUAGCACCUCGCACAAAUUCUUGUCUCGCUAUUCUGGCGUGCAAUUAAACCUGAAAUGUCAUCGACUACUGCCGUAAAUGUAGAUGGCAUCGAAUUUGAUCGCGACGACCUUUUGGGUAGCGGUGGCUUCGGUUCAGUGUAUCGUGGUAAAUAUAAAGAUCAAAGUGUAGCAGUAAAAAAAAUGAUGAAGAGAAAUAGCAAAGAUCAAAUGCCUGACAACGAGUUAAAUAUUCUGAAGCAGUUAGACCACCCCAAUAUAGUUAAACUACUCCACUCCGCAAGCGAUGUCGACUUCAAUUAUUUGGCUUUGGAAUUGUGCGACACAUCAUUGGAUCAGGUGUUCCUAAAUGAGGACGAUUCUCGGAGAUAUAAAGGACCUGCAUUACCAAAUAAUUUCGAGGUUUUUUUCCAGUUAGCCACUGGUCUCGAAUACAUUCAUUCAAAGAAUGUAAUCCAUCGGGACAUUAAACCGGGCAAUAUUCUCAUUUCUGUGAAACGUACUGACCAAGGUGAAGAUAUAACGAUCAAGUGGGCUGAUUUUGGAUUGUCACGAGAAGUGAGUGAACGAGGAACAUUCAUAAUGAGUGGAGUCAAAGGGACUCUACUUUGGUUCUCUCCCGAAGAGAUGGAAAUUCGCGGCAAAAACCUACGAAUCGAAGAAACUAAAGGCUCCAUCAAAAGCGACGUAUACGCAUUAGGCCUCGUCUUUGGUUAUAUUCUCUUGAGAGGAAGACAUAUAUACGGCGAAAAUGCGUUACAAAUUGUAAAGAACAUUACGGACAACGAACCAACCAGUCUGAAUGAAAUUCAUCACAAGCCUUUAGGCCGUAACUUAAUAGAACAAAUGCUGAUUAAGACACCUGGCAAUAGAAUUACAUCCAAACAAGUUGUUGAUCAAUUGCAAUCCAUAAAAAUCAAAGUAAAGAAAUUACAGGCAAAGAACGAAGAUGGAUGGAAUGAGCUUCAUCUUUUGUGUUCUUACAAUUUGAGCCCACAUUUAAUCGAUGAGAUUAAACUCUUGAUCGAACUCGGUAUCGACAAGGACGCUAAGGACAAUGAUGGACGCAAUGCGCUUCAUUGUUUGUGUUAUUACAAUUCCAACCCACACUUAAUGGAUGCGAUUAAACUCUUGAUCGAACUAGGUAUCGACACGAAUGCAAAGGACAAGGAUGGAUGGGAUGCGCUUCAUCUUUUGUGUUAUAACAAUUCCAACCCCCACUCAAUGGGUGCGAUUAAACUCUUGAUCGAACUCGGCAUCGACAAAAACGACAACGAUGGAUGGAAUGCGCUUCAUCUGUUAUGUGGAUUCAAUUCAAGCCAACACUUAAUCGAUGCGAUUAAACUCUUGGUCGAACUCGGCAUCGACAAAAACGCAAAGGACAACGAUGGACGCAAUGCGCUUCAUCGUUUGUGUUAUUACAAUUCCAACCCACACUUAAUCGAUGCGAUUAAACUCUUGAUCGAACUCGGCAUCGACAAAAACGCAAAGGACAACGAUGGACGCAAUGCGCUUCAUCUGUUAUGUGGAUUCAAUUCAAGCCAACACUUAAUCGAUGCGAUUAAACUCUUGAUCGAACUCGGCAUCGACAAGGACGCAAAGGACAACGAUGGAUGUAAUGCGCUUCAUCUGUUAUGUGGAUUCAAUUCAAGCCAACACUUAAUCGAUGCGAUUAAAUUUUUGAUCAAACUCGGCAUCGACAAGGACGCAAAGGACAAAGAUGGAUGGAAUGCGCUUCAUCUUUUGUGUCGAUAUAAUUCAAGCCCACACUUAAUCGAUGCGAUUAAACUCUUGAUUAAACUCGGCAUCGACGUAAAUGCAAAGCAGAACGGUGGAUGGAAUGCGCUUCAUCUUUUGUGUCGAUAUAAUUCAAGCCCACACUUAAUCGAUGCGAUUAAACUCUUGAUUGAACUCGGCAUCGACGUAAAUGCAAAGCAGAACGGUGGAUGGAAUGCGCUUCAUCUUUUGUGUCGAUAUAAUUCAAGCCCAAACUUAACCGAUGCGAUUAAACUCUUGAUCGAACUCGGCAUUGACAAGGACGCAAAGGAUAACGAUGGAUCAAAUGCACUCGAUUUGAGCCGGCUCAAUACAAAUUUUACAAACUGCAACAUAGACGAAAUCUUUAAAUCGUGUGAGGUGCACUUAUAACGAUAUUAAAGCUAUUCGCAAGAUGAACAGGCAAGAAAAGGCUGCGUUGCAACAGACGAGACUCUCGGCAAAAUACGGUUUAUAAUAGUUAGAAUAGACAGUGCGACGCA